This is a messenger RNA of Alternaria viburni, 302 nucleotides long. RefSeq lists its product as uncharacterized. NCBI's taxonomy places the organism in Eukaryota, Fungi, Ascomycota, Dothideomycetes, Pleosporales, Pleosporaceae. The record is from RefSeq and is a predicted model, not a curated record. The transcript has a single exon. The annotation marks the transcript as partial.
AUGGUCAAAUCACUCCUCCUAGCCAUCUACGCCACGACUGGUACCCAAGCCCUCUGGCUAGCUGCCGUAAACAUGGAUUACGGCUCAGCUGUCGGCACUGCGAUAUUUAGUUCCCCGUAUUGCCAAGUCGGUAAGGGCAAUACUGAAGCAGAAGCCCUCUCCAAAGCCAGCAACACCGUAGGUGGCACUGCAAUCAUUGCUGGUGGUCACUGCGAUCAGCUUCCGUACCAACAUACCAACCAGCUUGGCGGAUUCUGGGACGAUUACGGAACGAUCAAUUAUGAGGAUGACAACUGGCAUUG